This is a messenger RNA of Homarus americanus (American lobster), 867 nucleotides long. RefSeq names its product mucin-6-like. The transcript has a single exon. The record is from RefSeq and is a predicted model, not a curated record. Bases 1 to 867 code for a protein of 288 amino acids. NCBI's taxonomy places the organism in Eukaryota, Metazoa, Arthropoda, Malacostraca, Decapoda, Nephropidae.
AUGUCUGUCACACGGUCACUACUGUCACACUCCCACAACUGUCACACGGUCACUACUGUCACACCCCCCACAACUGUCACACGGUCACUACUGUCACACCCCCACAACUGUCACACGGUCACUACUGUCCCACCCCCACAGCUGUCACACGGUCACUACUGUCACCCCACAACUGUCACACGGUCACUGCUGUCACACACCCACACAACUGUCCACACGGUCACUACUGUCCACCCCACAACUGUCACACCCCCACAACUGUCAGGGUCACUACUGUCACACCCCCACAACUGUCACACGGUCACUACUGUCACACCCCACAACUGUAUGCACACAGCUGUCACACAGUCUGCUGUCACACCCCACAACUGUCACACCGCCACAACUGUCACACGGUCUUUCUGUCACACAGCUGUCACACGGUCACUACUGUCAUGCCUGGCCUCACCCCACAGCUGUCACACGGUGCUGCUGUCACCCCACAACUGUCACACCCCCACAGCUGCUCCCGCACCGUCACUUCUGUCCUGCAUACAGCUGUCACACAACUUUAACAUAGCAUAUGUCUGUCCACUUGGUCUAGCUAUCACACCGCUAUCUGUCACACACGGUCACCUGUCACACGGUCACUAUUGUCACACCACCACAACCGUCACACCGCCACAACCGUCACACAUGCAACCCAAGUCACACCAAGCCUGGCCGUCCACACUGCUGGCCGUCACAGCGCCGCAGCUCAUCGCACCGCCACAGCCGUCUGGCCGUUUGCACACCGCCACAACCGUCACACCGCCACAACUAUCACACCGUCACAACCGUCACACCGCCACAACCGUCACACCGUCACAAAUGUUAUACCACAACUAG